GAAAACCUUAUUUCACAUGGGGCAGCUCGGAGUUAUCAACCAUUUGCGUAAACGCUGGAUUCAAGUGCUGAGUGGUGGUUAACAGUCUGGCGAUAGUAGCAAAACAAGAUAAGAACUUCGCUAGGCAUAUUGCCUUCUGUCUUCUAUGCAAUAUUGAUUUUCCUCGUCGGACAGCAACAUGCAUCAGAAAACGUAACUUUUACAGAGUUUCUCAUCAGGACGCAGCGCAUUGCUCUUUUCCAAACGGAUAUCUUACAACGGUGUGAUGAAGCACUGAGAUUUAACACCAUAAGUACUUUGUACCAACAUGUCUAAACCAAUGGAUCACGUAAAACGACCGAUGAAUGCCUUCAUGGUUUGGUCCAGAGCGCAGAGAAGAAAAAUGGCUCAGGAGAACCCAAAAAUGCACAACUCCGAAAUCAGCAAAAGAUUGGGAGCGGAGUGGAAACUUCUCACUGAGUCGGAGAAAAGGCCAUUCAUUGACGAAGCAAAACGACUGAGAGCCAUGCACAUGAAGGAACACCCUGACUAUAAAUACAGACCUAGGCGGAAGCCAAAGACUCUGAUGAAAAAAGACAAGUUUGCCUUCCCAGUGCCCUACAAUCUUGGGGAGCACGACGCGCUAAAAGUUAGCGGUUUAUCUCAUGGAGCACUUUCCGAACACCUAUUGGGGAACCCCGACAAAGCGGCAGCGGCGGCCGCAGCAGCGAGAGUCUUUUUCAACCCGUCCAUGUCCACGAACCCCUAUUCGUUUUUUGAGCUCGGAUCGAAGAUGUCAGAGCUAUCCUCGCCCUCGUUUCCUUACCCAUCUCUGGGCUACCCUGGUGGCACGGCUUUCUCUGGAACUGGCGGUGUCGGUGGAACUCACACUCACUCUCAUCCAGCCCCCGGCAACCCAGGCUACAUGAUCUCCUGUAACUGUACGGGCUGGCCCUCUGCGGGUCUCCAGCCACCGUUGGCCUACAUCCUACUCCCCGGGAUGGGCAAACCUCAACUUGACUACCCUGCAUAUGCAGCGGCAUUAUGAUAGCCUAUUGGACUUAGGAGAGGUUUAAAUGUGAAAAAAUAUUCAUGCAAGAGUUUAUUAUGCAUGCACAAACUUGUACAUGUGAUAAAGUGCUCGUCGUCUCAGAUAUCACAUGUGUAUGUAUAUUGAUUAAUGCCUUUAUCUAAGGUAGGGCCUAAUGCUUAUUUAGAGAACUCUCGAAACUAAUAUUCAGCCAUCAUCUGUCAAAUCCCAGAAGGACAGAACAAAAGGAUGUCAGGAAUACAGAGAGCAAAGGGCCCUUGUCAAUGUGAAUACUCAAUUGAAAGGUACCAUGUCUGUUGCUAAAGCACCGGCUUUACUGGCUUCUUAUCAAGUAGGCAGUUUACUACAUCACACAACAAAUCAGAUAUAAACAUGAACUGGUCAUACUUAUCUUCAUAUAUUUUAUCUGAUAAUUAAAUAUUGUUUAAGAAAUAUAA
Molecule: messenger RNA, 1467 nt
Organism: Salvelinus fontinalis (brook trout)
Lineage: Eukaryota; Metazoa; Chordata; Actinopteri; Salmoniformes; Salmonidae
Product: transcription factor Sox-21-B-like
Exons: 2
Coding region: 308-1027 (239 amino acids)
Biological process (GO): cell differentiation; anatomical structure morphogenesis; regulation of DNA-templated transcription
Molecular function (GO): DNA-binding transcription factor activity, RNA polymerase II-specific; RNA polymerase II cis-regulatory region sequence-specific DNA binding
Source: RefSeq, a predicted model, not a curated record